AGUGCACUCCCAGAGGAGGCAGAUCGUCCUUAUAAAGCAGGUCAUUCAGGUCCUGCAGCCACUUCAGCUCAGUCUGAUCCAGUCCACCAUGUUUGCUACAAUCAUCCUGCUGUCGCUCUGCGUGUGCUUCAUCAUCCUUCAGCUCAAAUCCCGAAGGCCUGAGAACUUUCCUCCAGGACCUCCCGCUUUGCCACUACUGGGAAAUCUGUUGAACCUGAACCUUGAGAACCCUCUGAAGGACCUUGAGAGGCUAAGGAAGUCGUACGGUAAUGUCUACAGCCUGUUCAUUGGCCCCAACCGAACUGUGGUUAUUAAUGGAGUGGAAGCCCUGAAAGAAGCUCUGGUGAACAAGGCUCGUGAUUUCUCUGGACGACCUCAGGACAUGUUUCUUAAUGAUGUCACCCACAGGAAAGGAGUAAUUGUGGUAGAUUACGGCCCUCGAUGGAAGGAACAUCGUCGCUUUGCCCUGAUGACCCUGAGGAACUUUGGUCUGGGGAAGAACACCAUGGAGGACAGGAUUCAUGGAGAGAUACAACACAUCAUCAAAACCCUGGAGAAGAACAUCGGCAUAAAGCUGAGUCCUCAGGUUAUGUUUCAUAAUGCAGCCACUAACAUCAUCUGCCAAGUUCUGUUUGGGACACGUUACGAGUACGAUGAUGAGUUCAUCAAAGAGACUGUCCGCUGUUUCACACAGAUUGCCAAGACAACCAAUGGUCCAUGGGCUAUGGGAUCUGUUGUAGCCACUCCUCCAGUUUGGGGGUCACUGCCCCAAGUGCUCCGAUCACCACAGGCACCACUGAGGCCUUCACCUUCCAAGCCUUCUCCAGUUCUUCUAUGAGCCCUUGGUAUUUUUCUAGUUUCUCAUGUUCCUUUUUCCUGAUGUUGCUAUCGCUUGGUAUUGCCACAUCCACCACUACGGCUUUCCUCUGCUCUUUGUCCACCACCACAAUGUCUGGUUGGUUCGCCAUUACCAUUCUGUCAGUCUGGAUCUGGAAGUCCCACAGGAUCUUGGCUCGCUCGUUCUCUACCACCUUGGGAGGUGUUUCCCACUUUGACCUUGGGGUUUCCAGUCCAUACCCCGCGCAGAUGUUCCUGUAUACUAUGCCAGCCACUUGGUUAUGGCGUUCCAUGUAUGCUUUUCCUGCCAGCAUCUUACACCCUGCAGUUAUGUGCUGGAUCGUCUCAGGGGCCUCUUUGCACAGUCUACACCUUGGGUCUUGUCUGGUGUGGUAGAUCUGGGCCUCUAUGGCUCUGGUGCUCAGGGCCUGCUUCUGUGCAGCCAGGAUGAGUGCCUCUGUGCUGUCCUUCAGCCCAGCCCUUUCAAGCCAUUGGUAGGAUUUGUUGAGAUCAGCCACUUCAGUUAUGUUCCGGUGGUACAUCCCGUGUAAGGGCUUGUCCUCCCAUGAUGGUCCCUCUUCCAGCAUCUCAUCCUCUGUUCUCCACUGCCUGAGACAUUCACUCAGCACGUCAUCUGUCGGGCCUUAUUCUUGAUGUACUUAUGGAUCUUGGAUGUUUCAUCCUGGAUAGUGGCUCUCACGCUCACUAGUCCUCGGCCUCCUUCCUUGCGGCUAGCGUACAGUCUUAGGGUGCUGGAUUUGGGGUGGAACCCUCCAUGCAUGGUGAGGAGCUUUCGUGUCUUAACAUCUGUGGUCUGUAUCUCUUCCUUUGGCCACCUUAUUAUUCCCGCAGGGUAUCUGAUCACUGGCAGGGCGUAGCUGUUUAUUGCCUGGGAUUUGUUCUUGCCAUUGAGCUGGCUUCUUAGGACUUGCCUUACUCGUUGGAGGUAUUUGGCUGUUGCCGCAUUCCUUGUUGCCUGUUCAAGGUUGACGUUUGCCUGUGGUAUUCCAAGGUACUUGUAAUUGUCCUCAAUGUCUACUAUUGUUCCUUCUGGGAGUGAGACCCCUGUGUGGAUUACCUUGCCUCUCUUUGUCACCAUCCCCCCACAUUUCUCGAGCCCGAAUGACAUCCCGAUGUCCGAGCUGUAGAUCCUGGUGGUGUGGAUCAGCGAGUCGAUGUCUCGCUCACUCUUGGUGUACAGCUUGAUGUCAUCCAUGUACAGUAGAGGAGGUGACUUAUGGUGGCUCCAUUCCGGAGUCGGUAUCCAUAGCCAGUCUUGUUUAUUAUUUGGCUGAGGGGGUUCAGACCUAUGCAGAACAGCAGUGGGGACAGUGCAUCUCCUUGGUAUAUGCCACAUUUGAUGGAUACUUUGGCAAGUGGCUUCCCAUUGGCUUCAAGGGUGGUUCUCCACAACCUCAUCGAGUUUGCAAUGAAGGCCCUUAGAGUUCUGUUGAUGUUGUACAGCUUCAAGCAUUCAGUGAUCCAUGCGUGUGGCAUUGAGUCAUAGGCUUUCUUGUAGUCAGUCCAGGCUGUGCACAGGUUGGUGUGUCGCACUCUGCAGUCUUGGGCGACUGUUCUGUCAACCAGGAGUUGGUGUUUGGCUCCUCUGGUAUCCUUACCAAUGCCCUUCUGUGCUUCGCUCAUGUAUUGACUCAUGUGCCCACUUAUCUUAGCUGCGAUGAUGCCUGACAUGAGCUUCCAUGUUGUGGAGAGACAGGUUAUUGGCCGGUAGUUGGAUGGGACUGUACCCUUUGAGGGAUCCUUCAUUAUCAGGAUCGUUCGCCCUUCGGUUAGCCAUUCAGGGUGAGUCCCAUCCCUUAGCAGCUGGUUCAUUUGUGCUGCCAGGCGCUCAUGGAUUGCAGUGAGCUUCUUUAGCCAGUAGGCGUGGAUCAUGUCAGGGCCAGGUGCUGUCCAGUUUUUCAUACCUGAGACUCUUUGUUGGAUGUCUGCCACUGUGAUAGUCACUAGAUUCUGUUCAGGGAGGUUGCUGUGAUCUUCCCUCAGAUCCACCAGCCACUGUGCAUCACUGUUGUGUGAUGCCUCCCUUUCCCAUAUACCCUUCCAGUACUGUUCAGUUUCCAGCCUUGGUGGGUCUGCUCUGCUGUUAUCACCCUGCCAUUGAGAGUACACUUUCGCAGGUUGUGUUGCGAACAACCGGUUUAUUCGUCUGGCUUCAUUGUCUCUGGUGUAUCCCUUUAGGCGGCUGCAGCUUGGCAGUUUCGAGUGCUUCAGGUAUGGUCAUCUGGCUGUACCUCUUAGGCAUCGGUCUUUUCAUUGCACCUCUCUGGGCCUCUGUCAUUUGGCUCACUUCACUCCAAGCUGCCUUGAUUUUUGCCUCCAAGCUUCAUUUAUGGCUCCCAUGGUUGCUCUUAUAGCCAAGCACCUCUAGGAUUACUGAUGCGGAAGCGUAUAUCAGCUCAUUGGUUUCUGUGUGUAUAUAUAUAUAUAUAUGCUGAAGAAGUUCAAGUUCAUCUGGCCUGAAGAUGCCGGAGAACCAGAUUACACGCUAGUGUUUGGGGCCACUCAGACUCCCAAACCUUACUACAUGAAGAUCCAACUCAGAGAGAUUCAGUAAGAACACACAAAGAGAAAAGAGAGAAACUCAAAGCAAUAUCAUAAAAAUAAAAAAGGGGUUUAUUAACAUCUUAAAGUACACAUGAUGCGUCCGGCUUGACAUUCUGUGAACCGGGUAUGUAUGACAGUAAAAAUUUAAAGCGAGUAAAAACAAAGCCCAGCGCGACUGGCAGGCAUUCAACCUGCGAGCCGUCUUGACAUAUUCAAGGUUACGAUGGUCGGUCAACACAAUAAAAGGCUGUUGAGCACCCUCCAGCAAAUGACGCCACUCCUCCAGCACCAUCUUGAUGGCCAGCAGCUCCUGUUUCCCUACGUCAUAGUUUUGCUCCGCUGCCGAGAACUGCUUAGAGAAGAAGGCAUAGGGAUGCACAUUCCUCUUGUCGGCUUACCGCUGGGACAAAACCGUGCUGGUCCCUGAACUUGACGUGUCCACCUCCAUGAUGAACUGAUACUGUGGAUCUGAAAGGCGCAAGAUGGGAGCCGCGGUGAACAGCUGUCUCAGACAGUUGAACGCAGACCGUGCCUGCCCUGUCUACAUGAACCGGGUCCUCAUGGAAGUGAGGAUGUAGAUCGGUCCAGCCACCUUGCUGAAACCCCGGAUAAACCGCCGGUAGAAAUUAACGGAUCCUAGGAACUGCUGGGGCUGCUUGCGAUCCCUGGGUUUGGGGCAAUCCGCCACUGCUGCCACCGCUGCCACCUUGCCGGCAUGUUGGUGAGGCCAAAAGUCAUUAAUAAAUAUUCAUAGUGGCCAGUGGGUGUAUUAAACGCCGUCUUCCACUUGUCACCCUUCUUUACACGUACCAGAUGAUAGGCAUUCCUGAGAUGCAGUUUGGUGAAUAUUGUAGCUCCCUGUAACAGUUUGAAAGCCAAUGACAUUAAUGGCAAUGGAUACCGGUUACAUACAGUACAGUGACACUAUUUAACCAUUUGUAGUCAUGUAUGAGACCAUGCACGGUCUCAGCCAUCCUUCUUGGCCACAAAGAAGAACCCGGCUACAGCUGGAGAGGAGGACGGCUGGAUGAGACCUGCCUGCAGGGACUCAGCAAUGUACUUCUUUAUUGCCUCCCUCUCCUGCUGUGACAGAGAGAAAACCCACCCGCUAGGCGGCGUAGAUCCAGAGAGGAGGUCGAUGGCACAAUCAUAGGCCGAUGUGGAGGUGAGAAAGUCGCCCUAGCCUUACUAAACACUUUACGCAGGUUGUGUUAGGUAUUAGGCACCUUUUCC
This is a messenger RNA of Betta splendens (Siamese fighting fish), 4635 nucleotides long. RefSeq names its product cytochrome P450 2F5-like. NCBI's taxonomy places the organism in Eukaryota, Metazoa, Chordata, Actinopteri, Anabantiformes, Osphronemidae. Gene Ontology annotation, cellular component: intracellular membrane-bounded organelle; cytoplasm. Gene Ontology annotation, biological process: xenobiotic metabolic process. The record is from RefSeq and is a predicted model, not a curated record. Gene Ontology annotation, molecular function: heme binding; iron ion binding; oxidoreductase activity, acting on paired donors, with incorporation or reduction of molecular oxygen, reduced flavin or flavoprotein as one donor, and incorporation of one atom of oxygen. The transcript has 5 exons. Bases 89 to 838 code for a protein of 249 amino acids.